UCCAUCUUUCUCAAUCUAUCUCUAUCUAGAAAACCUGGAGAAGGUUAUGAAAUUUGUUGACAAUUGUCUGGAGUGAUCGAUUAUGGAGCCAAAUCCGAGUAAAACAGCAUCGCAGCUUCGAUCUUGGGCGAUUAAAACUGGAAUGGACGAUGAAAAUCUCUGCGAACUAUGGAAAAUUCUUCAGAAUGGGAUUUUUCCUGGGGCACCUCCUGAGGAAAUUGGCCUCAAGUAUGAACCACCUAGCGAUGAUGAUGAGGAGUUCACUGCCUCUGAUUGUCCACCACCUGCCAAAGUUCCCAGGGUUUUUGCUGAUCCUCUUGAUAUGUCUGAUGCAAUUGCCACCAAACAAGAACUCCAUGAUUUUCAGACGAAAAUUGACGAUAAGCUGGACGGAAUCCGGAGAACUCAGCAGAAAAUUCUGAAACUCUUGCUGGAGCAGAAGAGAGACAGAGAAAAUUUGGAAGCAUUGCAAGGUGGAAAUUUUGGAGAAUCUUUUUCUCAGACCUAUAACAUUCCUUUCCCUCUACCUACGAUAGAGGUUCUCAAAGAAUUGGAUGAAAAGCUGUCAAGUGAAGAGUGUCAACGAGAUUUCAUUAAAUUGCUUCAGUUCUUCUGGAACUCGAAAGAAACAUCAGUAUCGAAACAGGCACUAGCGAUUCUUCAACGAUUACUUGACAGAGAAGUCGCGAUGAGAUUGACAGCUGUCAAAAAGACAGGAGACAAAAUAACUCUGAAAAGUAUGAGUAAUGUGUGGACAUGCAUCGCCAAUGUUUUCGAGAUAAAAGGAAACUGGUGCUUCGAUGACGUCGAGACAGGACUGGGAAAAGUGCUCACACGAGCCUCUGACUGGAAUGGAAAACGACCUCAUCGACCGAAAAAUCAAAUAUAAUUUAUUUAUAAAUUAACUAAUGCUAACGCUAUAAAUAUUAUCAUCCAGAUAAACAAAGAAAAUAUCUCCCACAAAAAAAAACUGUAGAUUAAAAAAAUAAACGAUUUCCAUUAAUUUUUCA
Fopius arisanus is the source of this 1010-nucleotide messenger RNA. RefSeq lists its product as uncharacterized. Lineage: Eukaryota; Metazoa; Arthropoda; Insecta; Hymenoptera; Braconidae. The record is from RefSeq and is a predicted model, not a curated record. Bases 83 to 889 code for a protein of 268 amino acids. The transcript has 4 exons.